Molecule: messenger RNA, 5033 nt
Organism: Misgurnus anguillicaudatus (oriental weatherfish)
Lineage: Eukaryota; Metazoa; Chordata; Actinopteri; Cypriniformes; Cobitidae
Gene: b3gat1b
Product: beta-1,3-glucuronyltransferase 1 (glucuronosyltransferase P) b
Biological process (GO): carbohydrate metabolic process; chondroitin sulfate proteoglycan biosynthetic process
Cellular component (GO): Golgi membrane
Molecular function (GO): galactosylgalactosylxylosylprotein 3-beta-glucuronosyltransferase activity
Source: RefSeq, a predicted model, not a curated record
GUCUGGUUGAGUUUGUGUAAUGUAAACAGAUCUAAAAUAUUUAAAUCUAUUCUGUCAUCAACAUAUUGGGGGUGUAUCCACUGGUCCUUAUUUUACUAUUUACAUACUGCAGUGCAUAUCUUUCACAUACACGUUCAAUGAUUCUGUAAAAUGCAGGGAUGUGAGAAUCUAGGAGUAGGUUUUUUUAGUCUCAUCAAGAGAAGGAAGAAGAUUUUUAGUAAUAUUACUUGUUUGGUUUUUGUCUUCAUUACAGAUCUGACAGUGGAAAUGUGGAAGAGAAAAAACAUCCUAACGCUUAUAUUGAUUGCUUUUCCGUGGACUUUGCUUGUCACAUUUUGGCAACGACAUUCUGGCAACUCUUUGUUUUCAGCUCAGAGGGAUGACAGGUCUGCGAGCAGCAGAGCCCACACACAACACUUCAGACUUCAGGAAUCCUGCAUCACCCAGAACACUAAAUUCAUGGAGGUCACCCGGACGAGGUGCACAUACAGCCGCCUCCCACCUUGCUCUGACACGCUGCCAACUCUUUACGUAAUAACGCCAACCUACAGUAGGCCCGUCCAGAAGGCGGAGUUAACACGUCUUUCUAACACCCUCCUCCAUGUGCCCAACCUUCACUGGUUGGUUGUGGAAGACUCUGCGCAAAAGACGGCUCUGGUGUCGAACCUGCUGGGAUUCUCAGGUUUAAAUUACACCCACCUGAACAUUGAGACAAUUCGGAACGUCAAAGUACGAAGGUCUACCAAAGGUUCACGGAUCCCGCGUGGCACAGAGCAGAGGAACCUUGCUCUUCGCUGGCUCAGAACUACCAUCAGCCCAAACUCAGGUCAUAAAGGGGUCGUCUACUUUGCAGAUGAUGACAAUACCUACAGCCUGGAGCUGUUUGAAGAGAUGCGCAAGACUCGCAAAGUAUCCGUUUGGCCGGUCGCAUUUGUCGGAGGUCUUCGGUAUGAAUCCCCCAAAGUCAACUCUCUGGGUAAAGUGGUCGGUUGGAAGACGGUGUUUGACCCUCUUCGACCUUUUGCAAUUGACAUGGCAGGGUUUUCUGUGAAUCUACAGCUCAUUCUCGAUACACCUCAUGCCUACUUUAAGCUUCAGGGAGUAAAGGGAGGAUAUCAAGAGAGCAGUCUGUUAAAGGAUCUGGUUACUCUGUCUGAUCUGGAACCCAGAGCUGACAACUGCACCAAGGUGAUGGUUUGGCACACCAGGACGGAAAGACCUGUGCUUGUGAAUGAAGGAAAAAAGGGAUUUACAGACGCCAAUGUGGAAGUAUGAUCAACUGCAUGUAUGCUGUAUUUUUGACGGUAGAUGGGUUUCCAAUCAAACGUGAAGCAAAUCUUUUCAAAAUUCGCAAACAUAGAAACCCAACAAAUGUGAAUUAGGUGCGUUUCCAUCAAGUUGUGCGAGUGAAUGAUGGUGAUAUUGGUAACCUACAGUAAACAAAACAAGGCACGCUUGGAAAAUGGAGACAGGACUGCUUUUAGUCAUGAUGGGGGAAGUUAUUUAUUUAUUAGCAAUGCAGCUUGUAAUUGCCAAACUGAAUGCUGUGCACAGAAGAAGGAAUGCAGCAUUUUUGAUACAGGCACUAGCAGCAAGGGCAUUAAGAUGACAUCAAGCACCAUAUAUGAUAAAGAAAGUGACAGCGGAAACAGCUAGAUGGUCCCAUGGGUUUAAUGUUCGCUAUGUCAGAAUUUAUUCGGCAAAUGCGUUACCAUCACCCAUUAUUUGCAUUUACUCUUAAAAAAUCACCUUAAGCGAACGAAAAAACUUUUUUGCGAAUUAAGUGAUUUUUAUUCGAAAUUUGCCAACUCUAUGACUUGUUUUUGAUGCAUUACUUAAAAAUGUGCAUAAAGUAAUGGUGAUAGAAACAUGGCUAGUAUUACAAGUUCUGCAACGGUAGCAAUAAAACUGUAAAUGUUUACGUUGCACCUCAUUAGAGAUGCACUGGAUUUAGUAUUUGACCAUAGUCUGAAUAGCAGUUCUCAUCACUUCAGCACUUUAUUCUCCUUUGUACACGGACAGUCUUUCCUCUAAAGCUUUAAACUAUAUCCUAAAUAUGGCUUGAAGGAAACUGACAGCUCUGUCGUGAGCUGCAGGACUCUCCGGUUAACUCUUUCCCCGCCAGGGUCUUUAAAAAAAGUUGCCAGCCAGCGGCAUAAUUUUUUAUGAUUUUAACAAAAGUUUAAUGCUUUCCAGAAAAUGUUUUUCUUUAAAUAUAUAAACAUACAAUAUAUCAAAUGAAAGAACAGAGCCUCUACUUAAAAAACAACCCUGUUUCAUCCUACCUUCAUUUGUUACAUUUUUAUCACCUGUCAAAUAUGGGUCGGUUUCUUCAACAAAAAAAAAAGAAUUUUGAGCAAAAAGCUGAGAUAACUGCAUUUUAUAAUAUUAUUGGGUUUUAUAAGUUGGGUAAGAGUGCAACCUGGUGGAUAAUAGCGUAAAUACGGAUUGCCAGAAAAACUUGUCAUUGGCAGGGAAGCGUUUUCUCUUAAUUGACGGCUUAACCCGUCAAUGGCGGGGAAAGACACAAACUUCUGUAUGAAGUAUAUUUGGUGUCUUGUGUAGAGUUCAGAUACAGUUAGAAUAGAAAUAUUUAUUUCACUGUACAGUGUUUUUUGUUAGUCAUAACCUUGACUGUGUAAAUAGGUGUGUUUGAGUUCAUGCGACGCUGCGCAGACCGAUCGGCGAGGUUUGCUGCUUGCAGUCGAGGGAGAAGUUAAAGACGAAGUUGUCAAGUGCUUGCCUUAGUGACAUUUGCGCCGUUUCCUUUUUUUGCGAAUGAAGUAAAUUAGAUGGUGAAUUUGUUAAAAACAAACCUUUUAAUAACAAGUUACAACCAGAAACACUUUAUAUUGAAUAUUUUAAUUGCUGCUUAUACUGUAUGCCCGAAAAUAUUAUUUAAAUUCCCACUAGAGUUUGGUCUUUCGCUUCUUUUAUUUUUAUUUUAUGACUUUACACUAUAUAACACAUUACGGUUAAAACCACAAAUUUAUUUGUUAGUGGAAUUGAAAGGUUCGAAAAAUGAAACGCACAUGAUCGUUGUCAUCAGUGAGGCGACCUAGGGCCCUAUUUUAAUGAUCUAAGCGCCACGAGGCACAGUUUAAGCGGGCGUGUUCGAAUCUACUUUUGCUAAUUUAAUAUCGUAAUCGGUUCUAAUUUUGUCCAAAAGACUCUAUAAUAAUCUUUUACAUUUUAAUCUUUUAAUUUUUCAUAUUUAAAAAGCGCAUUACUAACACGCUCAUUAAGUAACAAAAAAAAUAUUGCGCCAUUGACUAGACUAGGUUUUAGUUGGUCAAUGGUGUAGUCUAUUUUAGUUGCCUCAAAAUAGCAACGCGCAAGCAAUGCGCCUGAACACCUCGUUGUCAGACCAGAACGCCCAUGUGCGCAAAAUUGGGCGUAACUGCAUUUGCUAUUUAAACAACGUGGCGCUAAACAUGAAAAUCAUAAUUGCGCCGAGUUGAAACUAGCAAAAGACACUUGCAUCGCGCAUUGCGCUGGGUCUCUAAUGUUUUCCCUGAGAGUUUUAUUGACAGGUGGCCUGACCAAUCACAACACAUAUGUUAUGUGCCACAUAGCAAAAGGGGGUGGGUCUUUGCGAAAGGUCACUUGUAACAAGUUUUUAUAUACAAAGUGAGCAUUAAAGUCGCAAUAAAACGGAAGUAGCACACAGAUAAGUCAUUUGUAAAAAAUGCCACAAUAUACGAAAAGAAAUAAAAGAUUUUAAUUUAAAUUUCAUAGUGACUUUAAUACAUCUAAUACAUUAUACAGACAAUCAACAAUGUAUAUAAAUUAGUUUUUUCUAACACACAAAGCUAUCAUACCCACAAAUACACACUCACACAGACUCAGAUUUUAAUGCAAAUAAUAAUAAAUAUCUUAAAAAGUAAAAAAGUUACAAAUGUCAUGGAGUGCAAAGCCAUGUUUAGAAUACAAAAACGUCUUCAUUAAAACCAAUGACUUCCGAAAACUGUUUCUGUGAUGCUUGAUAGUCCCCAUUGUAUAAAACCUCUUUGUUAAAUAUCAACUGCCAUUCCCAGAUCGGGCGAAUCUUCAAAAUGGAUUUUAAAAUCCCCUUCGGCUUCUUCAAACACAAUGACCUGUUAAAGGACAAUGAAUCGAUCAUUCACUUAUAUUCUAGAUUAUAAAUAACUUAAAGGCGGAGUCCACGAUGUUUGAAAGCCAAUGUUGAUAUUUGAAAUCACCCAAACAAACAUGCCCCUACCCCAAUAGAAUCUGGACCUUCUGUUGAUAGACCCGCCCCACACAUACGCAACCCGGCAUUUGAUUUGAUUUGAUUGGCUAUACGUGUGUUUUGGUAGUCGGCCCGUCUCCUUUUCCAAUACGUUUUUCAAACAUCGUGGACUCCGCCUUUAAGUGUGCACUGACUUCAGCAUUGACAUGCAAAAACGUACAGCUAAAAACAAAUGAGACCUGACAAUCUAGAUUGGUGUACAGACCUUUCCGGUUCUUCAUCGACAGAAGUAACAAAAAGACAAAUAUUUUGUAUUAGCUGACCUGGUUCAUUCCACUGUUAAGGAACGGCCCUGGCAGAAACAGAGCCUGCUGCGGUCCAGCUUCCCAAUAGCGUCCAAUGUUCUGGCCGUUAAUAAAGACGACACCUUUACUCCAGCCCUGCAUCAGAACAAUAAUGUCAUCAAUAAUGCUUUUAGGAAAUUCGCUAAAAUUGUGUUCUUGGCAUUUUAAUUUUUAAAUACUGAACCGGCAAUUUGAUGAACGUGUCACUGGGAUAGCCGUUCACAAAUAUCCUGCCCUGGAAAAAUCCAGGGAAGCUUGGUUUUUUGGGGGGGAUCUUCCAAGGUGCACUGUACAAUCUGAAAACGAAAUCACAUGAUUUGUAAAUCAUUCAAUUAUGUUCAUGUUCUUUCAUAUCAUUGUAAGAUUAAUAGUUUUAUAAUACAAACCUGUCAAAGAAAUCUGAUGUCAUAUCCAGACUGUAGAUUGUGAAAUCUCGAAGUGGCACAUUAUUGAAUAAAAUGUCCCCGACAAUGCCUGAAAAUAAAUAUUCAAUAUGA